UAUAGGAUGUUUGGUUCUGCGCACGUGCCGAGUGGCUGUGGGAGGCGCGGGAUGGCGACGGUCGGCUGCCGUUUUCUGGCGGGUUUGACCGCCGGCCGUUGCCGAGGUGGUGGGGGUCACCUCUAUUCUAUUUGGGCGGUUGUUCACCACCGAGCCAGGGCGCUUGGUGUAUCUUCUGGAUUGCUUUCAGUCAUUGGCUUGUGGCAAAACCAACAGCAGCACAGGAACCUUUCCUUGCACGAAUACCUAAGCAUUCGUUUACUAGAAGAUGCUGGGAUCUCUGUACCGAAGGGUAAAGUUGUUUCUACGGCCGAAGAAGCAUAUGAUACUGCCAAAGCAAUUGGUUCAAGAGAUCUUGUUGUGAAAGCACAGGUUUUGGCCGGUGGCAGAGGAAAAGGUGUAUUUGAAGGAGGUCUGAAAGGGGGCGUUCGAAUUGUUUAUUCUCCAGAGCAAGCCCGGGAUGUUACAUCCCAAAUGAUUGGAAGGAAGUUAUUUACCAAACAAACGGGUGCAAAGGGAAGAAUAUGCAAUAAGGUAUUGAUCUGUGAGCGAAAGUAUCCCAGGAAAGAAUAUUACUUUGCAAUAACACUGGAAAGGACAUUUCAGGGGCCAGUAUUAAUAGGCAGUUCUCAGGGCGGGGUUAACAUAGAAGAUGUAGCAGCUGAAAACCCUGAAGCAAUUGUGAAAGAACCUAUUGAUAUAAUUGAAGGUGCCAAGAAAGAAAAAGCUGUCAAGCUAGCAAAGAAAAUGGGGUUUCCACCUAAUGUCAUAGAAGAUGCAGCAGAGAACAUGAUCAAAUUAUACAAUGUGUUUGUUAAAUAUGAUGCCAGUAUGUUAGAGAUAAAUCCUAUGGUGGAGGAUGCCUCUGGAAUUGUAAUGUGCAUUGAUGCAAAAAUCACCUUUGAUUCUAAUGCUGCCUUCCGGCAGAAGGAUAUUUUUGCCCAGAGGGACUGGAGUCAAGAAGAUGAACAGGACAAGCAAGCAGCCACAGCAGAUCUUAAUUACAUUGGAUUGGAUGGAAAUAUUGGUUGUUUGGUAAAUGGUGCAGGUCUGGCUAUGGCUACAAUGGAUAUCAUCAAGCUUCACGGAGGUACGCCUGCCAACUUUCUGGAUGUAGGUGGUGGAGCCACAUCUCAGCAAGUGACAGAGGCGUUUAAACUAAUUACUUCAAACAAAAAUGUAUAAGAGAGCUCUCAGCACCUAGUCCUUCCUCCAGUCUUUCCAUCACCUUUGGAAACUUUUAUUGCUGUUUAUCAACAUGAGGACCAAAGUUGUGCCAAUGAAAGUCAAAUACGCCAUUAUGAGACUGAGAUACAAGAAUAAAACUGUUGGAGACAUCAGCCAAACCUUAGGCUUACCAAAAUCAACUGUUUGGAACAUCAUUAAGAAGAAAGAGAGUACUGUAGAGCUUAUUAAUCGCAAAGGGACAGGCAAGCCAAAGAAGACCCCCACAGCUGAUGACAAGAAUUCUCUCUAUAAUAAAGAAAAAGCCCCAAACACCUGUCCGACAGAUCAGAAACACUCUUCAGGAGUCGGGUGUCUAUUUGUCAAUGACCACUGUCCACAGAAGACUUCAUGAACAGAAAUACAGAGGUUACACUGCAAGAUGCAAACCACUGGUUAACCGCAAAAAUAGGAUGGCCAGGUUAGUUUGCCAAGAAGUACUUAAAAGAGCAACCACAGUUCUGGAAAAAGGUCCUGUGGACAGAUGAGACAAAAAUUAACAUAUCAGAGUGAUGGCAAGAGCAAAGUAUGGAGGAGAGAAGGAACUGCCCAAGAUCCUAAGCAUACUACCUCAUCUGUGAAACACGGUGGUGGGGGUGUUAUGGCCUGGGCAUGUAUGGCUGCUGGAGGUACUGGCUCACUUAUCUUAAUUGAUGACACAAUGCUGAUGGUAGUAGCAUAAUUAAUUCAGAAGUGUAUAGACACAUCCUAUCUACUCAAGUUCAAACCAAUGCCUCAAAACUCAUUGGCCGGAGGUUCAUUCUACAGCAAGACAAUGAUCCCAAACAUACUGCUAAAUCAACAAAGGAGUCUUUCAAAGCUAAAAAAUGGUCAAUUCUUGAGUGACCCAGUCAGUCACCCAAUCUGAACCCAAUUGAGCAUGCCUUUUAUAUGCUAACGGGAAAACUAAAGGGGACUAGCCCCCCAAACAAGCAUAAACUAAAUACAGCUGCAAUACAGGCUUGGCAGACCCAGCAACUGGUGAUAUCCAUGAAUUACAGACUUCAAGCAGUCAUUGCCUGCAACAAAAUACUACACAUGACUACCUUCAUUUACAUGACAUUGCUGUUUCCCAAACAUUAUGGUGCCCUGAAAUGGGAGAACUAUGUAUAAACACUGCUGUAAUUUCCACAUGGUGAAACCAAAAUGUGUGAAAAUGGCCUUUAUUAAAAUCUGACAAUGUGCUCUUUAA
This is a messenger RNA of Leucoraja erinaceus (little skate), 2416 nucleotides long. RefSeq names its product succinate--CoA ligase [ADP-forming] subunit beta, mitochondrial-like. Gene Ontology annotation, biological process: succinyl-CoA metabolic process; tricarboxylic acid cycle. The record is from RefSeq and is a predicted model, not a curated record. The transcript has 9 exons. Gene Ontology annotation, cellular component: succinate-CoA ligase complex; mitochondrion. Gene Ontology annotation, molecular function: ATP binding; succinate-CoA ligase (ADP-forming) activity; metal ion binding. The coding region runs from base 7 to 1185 and encodes 392 amino acids. NCBI's taxonomy places the organism in Eukaryota, Metazoa, Chordata, Chondrichthyes, Rajiformes, Rajidae.